AUGCGCCUGUCCAAGGUACUGGUGGACGGGGGCAGCGGCCUCAACAUCCUCUACAUGGACACCCUAGAAGCCAUGGGAAUCCUGCGAGCCUGCUUGCGGGAAUCCCUCUUCCCCUUCUACGGCAUCCUACCGGGCAUGAAGGCGUACCCGGUCGGCAACAUCGACUUGCCGGUCACGUUCAGCAGCAAAGCCAACUUUCGCACCGAGACCCUCACGUUCGAGCUCAAGCUGCCGGGCCCGAACGGGGUCAUCACGGUGAGUGGCUCCUUCGUGCAGGCCUACGUCAGUAGCCGCGAGUACUUUAACCUCGCCACCACUGCAGCGAACUCGGCUGAGCUCGGCUAG
Molecule: messenger RNA, 345 nt
Organism: Panicum virgatum (switchgrass)
Lineage: Eukaryota; Viridiplantae; Streptophyta; Magnoliopsida; Poales; Poaceae
Exons: 2
Coding region: 1-345 (114 amino acids)
Source: RefSeq, a predicted model, not a curated record